AUGCCGGAAAAGACCACAUUUUCUGGCGAAAAUCCGUAUAUCCUGAGCAUCAAAGACUUUGGUCCCAAAUUUGAUGAACUUGUUCCAGUUGCCCAAGUCAAAGAAACAUCGUCAGGUUCUCUCGUUGCCGAAUACGAUUGGACGGUAUCCAACGUCAGACACCUGCUCCAACUCUCCCGCUCCCCCCACGGUGACACAGUACCCGGACCCGAGUUCUACACGGGCAAACCCGGGUACAAGCUGCGCCUGAGCCUGACCACGGGUCGCGUGAACCCCACCGACAACCAACCUUACCUCGGCGUCUGGUUCCAGCUGGUUCCUGGAGUCUUCGACGAGGUACUGGAAUGGCCCUUCCAGCACACCAUCAACCUGACCCUGAUGGCCAGGGGUCAUGUCCUGGUCGGCCAAGAACAGUCUGUCCACUUGUCCUUGAAUCCGAUGACGGCCAUCUGUCGGCUGAGGAAGCAGUUUCUGAGGCCACGGAACCCGAUUGGGAGAGGGGAUGGCUGUGGCAAGGCGUUCUUGAUUUCGCACAAUCGCCUGCUGGGGAAGGAGGGAGGACCGACUCCUUUCCUUCUGGGCGAUGAGAUGCUCCUGAGGGCGACAAUCUUUCUGCAAGGGAGCGCCUCCACCCCCAAGAGGGCGAAAGUGUUCAUGCGAGGACAUCAACUGGUCUCCGAGUUCUUGUGGGAGAUUCCAGACAUCGACAAAAAGCGUGCCCUGGGCCAAGUGACAAGUGACCUCUUCUACGUAAACAGCGAGAGCUACCUGAUGGUACUGCAGUUAUCCUUCAGUGGCGAUGACGUCGGCCUCUUCGCAACUCUAGUCCCAGGGGACUUCGACGACUCCUUACAGUGGCCCUUCCCCUACCCCUUUGAGUUGUCCGUCGUGGACCCCUCCCCUAGUCACAACGACCGCAGGGGAGGAGUGGACCCCUCAUCUGGGACAUGUCCACCAGCGGCUUUCGCCAAACCUCGAUACCAGCCCAAUGUUCCUUGCGGAUUCAGGAAACUGAUCGCAUAUCCGCUGCUAGAAUCCAAGCACCUGAAGAGGAAUGGGAGUCUACUAGUCAAAUUCUUGGCGGUCCUCGACCAGAUGCCUAACUUCGCCAAGUUGGCGGUCAGGAACAACCACCUGGUGGCGGAGUACAAGUGGAGGGUGCCAAACAUCGAGAGGAAGAUGCAACUCGCUCAGGCAGACAGACUCAGCAACCUGCUGAGCGAGAGGUUCUAUUCCUCGGACCAGGGCUACCUCUUGCAGCUCCAGAUCAAGUUCCAGAACAAGACGGACGGCUUCCUGGGGCUCUUCCUCACCCUCCUGGAAGGCGAGUACGACGCCCUGCUGGAGUGGCCCUUCUCCAGGCGCUUCUCGCUCUUCGUCGUGGACCAGCAGGAUUCCGGAGAAGACCUGGAGGUGCCCGUGGACCCUGCGGACCCCUUCAUCCGCACUGAGGCCUGUUCCGGAUCCUUCUGGAGGCCGUUCGGUAGGAACGAUGCCUGCGGCUCGUCGAAUGCUGUGCAUUAUGAUCAACUGUACGAGAGGAAAUACAUUCGCUAUGGUGCCAUCCAGUUGAAGGUGGUGAUUUUCCUCGACGAAAUCCGACCUCCUCGGUUCGCUACCUUGACCGUCCUCGAGAACUUCCUGGUGGCCAGAUACGAGUGGCUGGUGCCGGACCUGGAGGACAAGAUACGCAGGACCAGGCAGGGCCGGAUGCCGUUCGUGGACAGCGAGAAGUUCUACCUCUCCAACAACGGAUACCGGAUGAUGCUCCGCCUCUAUCCGGAGAAGGCUGCCGGAUUUGUGGGGCUCUACGCCGUCCUCACUCGCGGGGCCUACGAUGACGAACUCAAGUGGCCGUUCGGACACACCUACCGGCUGGAAGUCGUGUCCAAUCACGGGUCGAUCUCGAGGACCACCUAUCCGGGCACGCCGGGAAGCGGCUGUCCGGACAUAGCCUUCCAGAAACCGGACCGCGAGUUAGCCGAGUGGAGUUGUGGGGAGGGGCAUAUGGUGGCACACGAGACCCUGCUGCGCGGGGACACGCCCUAUCUGGAGGAAGGGGGCGGGGUCAGGUUUUCGGUGACGGUUUUCCUGCAGGAGCUGGCCCCUCCCAUCGCCUCCCUCGCCCUGGAGAGGAGUGGUCUUGUGGCGAGGUACUCUUGGGUGGUAAAGGGGGCGUCGGCCGCCUUCUCGCUCCUCCGAACACGAGAAAAAACGAGACUGGAGAGUCCAGUGUUCUACAGCGAAAACCAGGGCUACGCCAUGAGACUGUCCCUGUCUCUUGGCCGGUUGCCCAAUUACAGGAACUCUGUGGUGACAUCGGGGGAGGAGGAUGAAUCUCCGCAGGUGGUCGGACUGUUCUGGAGUCUGCACUCGGGGAUGCACGACGACGUCCUGGAGUGGCCUUUCAAGCGGACGGUCACCCUGAGCUUUUCGGACGUGAGGGGUGGAAGGCACCUGGAGAAGGUAAUCGAUCCCACCCACAGCAAGUGUCCUUCGGAGGCCUUCCAGAGGCCCCUUGGUGCUCACAACGAACACUCCUGUGGCUUUUCUUCCCUCGUCACCCUGGAGACGUUGCUGGGCGCUUAUGUGCAUGGUGACGCUCUCAUUGUGAAGGCUUCGGUGGUACUUUGA
Molecule: messenger RNA, 2634 nt
Organism: Uloborus diversus
Lineage: Eukaryota; Metazoa; Arthropoda; Arachnida; Araneae; Uloboridae
Exons: 6
Coding region: 1-2634 (877 amino acids)
Biological process (GO): tumor necrosis factor-mediated signaling pathway; protein K63-linked ubiquitination; positive regulation of JNK cascade
Cellular component (GO): plasma membrane signaling receptor complex
Molecular function (GO): protein binding
Source: RefSeq, a predicted model, not a curated record